GCUAACUGACCGGGGAACAGAUCGCAUUCUUCCUCCUUCGAAACAGCCGCAUCAUGAACAGGUUCAUGAACAUCUGACUGGACCGUUCAAUCCAAGAAAGCGUCAACUCAAGGCCCGGUAUCAUUUUCAUUUAACCGUUAUCCAUGAGAUUCUUCAGGCUUACCUUCAAGUGCUUCGUCGACUGCUUUUGAAUCUCCUUUGUCAACGGCUGAACUGACCGCGGCGCCUUGUGAAAUUUUCCAUCUCUCAGCUGAGGGGUCCUAACCUGUGUUGAUCACAAAAACUGCGAUUUUUGAUGUUCAAUAAGGUGAAAUAACAAACCCAGUAAAUCAAAAAGACAACCAGGGCAUUGCGUACCAAGGCUGCAUCUCCCUGUGCCUCUGUGACACCACCGGGGUCCCUGUUAGCCAGGCGCAUUUAUCAAACUUCACCAGCCCCUGGCUCUAACAUCAGCUUAAAAAGAAGAAGAGAUCUAUUUUUGUGUCGAUACCGAAUAACAUGUCACCAGAGUUAGAGGAGAACAGCCAAGGUGAAAUAAGUCUCCCCCAAUUGGAGGCAGGGACCCUCUCCGAGGAGGAGGGUGGGGGGUCAGCUCGCCCCCUGGUGUCUGUGUCUGGAGCUGACCCAGGGUGUGGUGAGGGCGGAGGAGCUGGCCCAUUGCAUACGCAGGAUGGGUCUGGGACUGGAAAUGGGGCUGUAGCAGUACCAUUUCCGGAGAGAGAAACAUGGACCAGACAGAUGGACUUCAUCAUGUCCUGCGUGGGUUUUGCCGUCGGCUUGGGCAACGUGUGGCGGUUCCCUUACCUCUGCUACAAGAACGGAGGAGGGGUUUUCCUGAUCCCUUACUUGCUGAUAGUGUUCAUCGGAGGGAUCCCAGUCUUCUUCCUAGAGAUAGCACUGGGACAAUUCAUGAAGCAGGGAGGGGUCUCUGCCUGGAACAUCGCACCCCUCUUCAAAGGUUUGGGCUUGGCCUCGAUGGUGAUCGUGUUCUUCUGUAACACCUACUACAUCAUGAUUCUCGUGUGGGGCCUCUACUUUCUCUUCCACUCCUUCACCAACGAGCUGCCCUGGGCCACUUGUGGACACCCCUGGAACACCCCCAACUGCACACAGGACUUCCGCCGCUCUUGCUACAACCGCAGUGUUGCGCAGCAGGCUCUGUCGUCAUCUUCUGCCAACCUCCUCUCCUCCACCCCCCUGUUGAACCUGUCCACAGCCCAGCUCCUCCUCAGUGGAAACUGCACGGAUACUGAGGGCAUGCGCUCGCCAGUCAUCGAGUUCUGGGAACGUAAAGUGCUCCGUCUUUCUGGUGGGCUGGACGAGCCUGGUGACAUCAGCUAUGAAUUGGUGCUUUGUCUCAUAGUCACCUGGAUCAUUGUUUACUUCUGCAUGUGGAAAGGAGUUAAAUCUACUGGCAAGGCUACCUUUUCUUCAAAGUAACAUGACAGGGCCCAUUACACAUCUACAGGAAGGACCUAAUGGGCUUCUACUUAAGACUUGAGUAUUUGCAAAGCAGGUUGUUUACUUCACAGCUCUGUUCCCCUACUUGGUUCUGGUCGUACUUUUGGCCCACGGAGUCACUCUACCUGGAGCUUUAGAUGGGAUUG
Notothenia coriiceps (black rockcod) is the source of this 1607-nucleotide messenger RNA. RefSeq names its product sodium- and chloride-dependent creatine transporter 1-like. The record is from RefSeq and is a predicted model, not a curated record. The coding region runs from base 499 to 1440 and encodes 313 amino acids. Gene Ontology annotation, molecular function: gamma-aminobutyric acid:sodium:chloride symporter activity. Gene Ontology annotation, biological process: sodium ion transmembrane transport; amino acid transport; nitrogen compound transport. The transcript has 7 exons. NCBI's taxonomy places the organism in Eukaryota, Metazoa, Chordata, Actinopteri, Perciformes, Nototheniidae. Gene Ontology annotation, cellular component: plasma membrane.